This is a messenger RNA of Vitis riparia (riverbank grape), 2730 nucleotides long. RefSeq names its product formin-like protein 4. Gene Ontology annotation, biological process: actin nucleation; actin cytoskeleton organization. The record is from RefSeq and is a predicted model, not a curated record. NCBI's taxonomy places the organism in Eukaryota, Viridiplantae, Streptophyta, Magnoliopsida, Vitales, Vitaceae. Bases 141 to 2561 code for a protein of 806 amino acids. Gene Ontology annotation, molecular function: actin filament binding. The transcript is spliced from 2 exons.
UAACUACUCCUGUUUGAAACUGUCAACAACCAAACCCCAAAAAGCACAAGACAAAACAUCAACUAGAAUUGCCCAAAAUAAAGAAAAGAGCAACAGAGUCCGUUUUAAUCCUCUCUGCAAUUGUUUCUAAACUUUUCUCCAUGGCUGCUGCAAUUCAGCCAUGGCAUCUCAUCUCCCUGUUUUUUGUUCCCCUCCUUUCUCUUGUUCAUUUAUCUGCCUGUCAACCCAAUUCCCCUCGGAAUAUUGAAACUUUCUAUCCAUUCCAGCCUCCUCCAAAUCCAACUCCAGACAAUCCUCAAAUUUCCCCACCAUCAACUCCCAUAGAACCACCACCACCACCACCACUGUUGCUGUCACCGCCACCACCGCCAUCAUCAAAGUCAUCAUCAAGCAAUGCUGUUGCUAAGGCAGUCGCUGCAACAGCAGCCAGCACAAUAGUUGUUGCCGGGUUGUUCUUCCUUCUGUUCCAAAGGUACACGGUUGCAAGGAGGAGAAGACAGAAAGAGGGUAAUGAUCCACGAGAAGGUGGUCAACAUGUGGUGCAUCAUACUGAGUUCUCAAGAUUCAAUGGAAAUCUCAAGGGGCUGAUUGUUGAUGAGAAUGGUUUGGACGUGCUUUAUUGGAAGCAGCUUGAAGAGGGAAACAGGAAGAAUAGUUUCCGUAAAGAGGCUCUACAUAAUCUGAAAGAUGACGAAAAAAGGAUGAGUCGGAAUGGAGAUCGGAGGGCAAAGCCUGAGCCUAUACAAGAAAUUCCUUUGCUACGAGGGAAGUCUUCAACUUCCUAUGAUGAAGUUCAAGAAGAAGUGGAAAAUCUGAAUCGGUUUUCAGCCCCCCCUCCUUUGUCACAAUCUUUUGAGAUUUCUCUUGAGGCUGUGGGAAAACCAGAAUCAUCAAUUCAACCAUCCACAUCUCCCCCACCACCACCACCACCUAUAUUGGCAAUUCCACGGCAGCCAAGGCCUCCACCACCUCCCCCACCACCAAUCCCAGCUAAGAUAAAUCCCACACCACCACCACCACCACCACCUAAGGCAGGUGGUUUUACUUCAUCAACAAAAGAAGCAUCAUCGGUGCCCAAAGGGGUGCCUAAUGGCAGUAAACUAGGAGAGUCUUCAUCUGGAUAUAGCAAGGCAGGGACUGGAAAUGGUCAGGUGGCGCUGAAGCCAUUGCAUUGGGAUAAAGUGAACACUAACGCUGAUCAUUCAAUGGUGUGGCACAAAAUUGAUGGCGGUUCUUUCAGCUUCGAUGGUGACCUCAUGGAAGCACUGUUUGGAUUUGUUGCUACUAAUCGGAGAUCUCCUCAAAGAAACCAUAACAACCCAAAUGGUGCCAGCUCAAGUCAAUCGGCUCAGAUUUUCAUCCUUGAUAGUCGAAAGUCCCAAAACACAGCAAUUGUGCUCCGAUCUUUAGCAAUCUCGCGAAAAGAGAUCCUCAACGCACUCAUCGAGGGCCAAGACCUGAAUGCAGAUACUCUUGAAAAGCUUACAAAAAUUGCCCCAACUAAAGAAGAAGAAUCCCAAAUCCUUGCAUUCAAGGGAGACCCCACAAGACUGGCUGAUGCUGAAUCCUUCCUCUACCAUAUCCUAAAAGCUGUUCCAUCAGCAUUUGAUCGUCUCAGUGCCAUGUUUUUCAGAUUGAAUUAUGACUCAGAGAUUCUCCAUCUCAGGGAAUGUUUACAAACACUUGAAUUGGGUUGCAAGGAGCUUCGAACUCGAGGACUUUUCUUAAAACUUUUGGAAGCCAUACUCAAGGCAGGCAAUCGCAUGAAUGCUGGAACUUCCAGAGGGAAUGCCCACGCUUUUAACCUUGCUGCUCUUCAAAAGCUUUCUGAUGUUAAAAGCACUGAUGGAAAAACUACGUUACUUCACUUUGUUGUGGAAGAAGUAGUCCGUUCUGAGGGAAAACGUUGUGUUUUGAACCGAAAUCGCAGCUUGAGUCGCAGCAGCAGUCAGAGCAGCAGCAACAGUAGUCUGUAUUCUGAGAACUCAACAUCAAGAGAGGAUAGAGAAAAGGAAUACAUAAUGAUUGGUUUACCAGUGGUAGGAGGCCUAAGUGCUGAAUUCUCUAAUGUAAAGAAAGCAGCUGUAAUAGACUACAAUGCCUUUGCUGGCGUAUGUUCAACUCUCACAGCCCAUUCCACUGAAAUCAAGCAAUUUGUGGCACAAUUUGCCAACAGUGAUGGAGGAUUUUUGAGGAAGAUGAAAAGUUUUCUCAAAGCAUCUGAUGAAGAAUUAAGGGAAGUGAGAGAAGAGCAAACAAGGGUAAUGGAUCUGGUAAGGAGAACAACAGAAUAUUAUCAACCACGAUCUUCAAAGAACAAAGAGGCAAGCCCGGUUCAAUUAUUUGUUAUAGUAAAAAAUUUCCUGGGUAUGGUCGAUCAGGUCUGUGUUGAUAUUGCUCGAAAUCUACAACGGAGGAAAACAACCACAACAAAUUUGGGGUCAUCAUCAACAAAGUCACCACCAUCAAGAAUUCCAGUGAAAUUUCCAAACUUGCCACCAAAUUUCAUGUCAGACAAGUCCAGGAACUCUUCUUCUAGUGAUUCAGAAGAUGAGUUCUGAAUAGAUCACACCACAAGAGGGAAUAAAUUAAUGUACAUUGAUGAAGUGAUCCAAAGUACAGGAUAUGGAAGUAUAAGAGUGAGUGAUUAUUUGAACAUGUUGAUUUUUUCUUUUUCAAUUUUUUUGUAAAAAGGUGAUUGCAUUAAAGUUCUUAGUUUUGUUCAUUUGA